AUGCAUCUUAACUAUCCUCUUCUUUACACCCUCCUACCAUGCCUCUACUUCCUAACAUCCCUAAUAAAAAACCACAAGAAAAACUCCACGUCAUCAUCACCACCGCCAGCUCCCUCGGCCGCCGGCGGGUGGCCAAUCGUCGGCCACCUCUACCACCUCGGCGGAGCCGGGAAGCUCCUCCACAGCACUCUCGGCUCCAUGGCCGACGCAAACGGACCAGCUUUCACCGUCCGGCUAGGCCACCUCCGCUACUUCGUCGUCAGCUCCGCCGACGUGGCCAGAGAGUGCUUCACCACAAACGACAGGUCCAUCGGCUCCCGCUCUCGCUCCACCGCAACGAAGCACAUGUGCUACAACGACGCCGCUUUCGGGUUCGCCCCUUCGACUCCGCACUUGCGGGAGAUGCGGAAGGUCUUCGUCGUAGAGCUACUCUCCAACCGCCGCCUCGGCCUGUUGAUGGAGAGUGGAGACCGUGACGGCGGAGCUCGAUGCGGGCAUCGAAAAGCUCUACGAACGUUUGAAGGGCUUUCAGUUUGUACAGUCUCUGAUCACGGGCGGCUCGGACACUUCCUCCCUCACACUAUCAUGGGCGAUCUCAUCUCCCUGAUGCUCAACAACCCUACCGUGCUAAACAAGGCACAGAACGAGCUCGACAUUCAAGUCGGUCGCGAUCGACGAGUCAACGGAUCAGACCUAAAGAAUCUCGUGUACAUCCAAUCCAUCAUCAAAGAAACCCUGCGACUCUACCCAGUUGCUCCUCCCUCCGGGCUAAGGGAGGCACUGGAAGACUGCACCGUCGGCGGCUACUUCGUCCCCGCCGGCACUCGAGUGAUCAUCAAUGCAUGGAAAAUCCAGAGAGAUCCCGAAUUCUGGCCCGACCCGUUGGCUUUCGAACCGGAAAGAUUCCUCACGGCGACCCACGGCCAUGUGGACGUCAAAGAUCAGAAUUUUGAGCUGAUUCCGUUCGGUUCGGGGAGGAGAGUCUGCCCUGGUGUGACGCUGUCCAUGCAAACGCUGGUUCUUGUGCUGGCUAGACUGAAUGAAAAAGAUGAAGAAAUGAUCAGUGGGGUUACAGUGAGUGGGAGACUGUCGAAUCCUACCAUGUCAAAAAAAGAUCUUCUGAAUCUCCAAUGCGUAAGCAAUUUGAAAAGGAUGUUCAUGAGAGUUGAUACCAACUAUUCUCAAUCAAUCAAUUGGCAUUUCCAAACCCAUAAAUUCAAACCAACAGAAGAAGAAAGACUUACUUGCUCUGCUGUUCAACCUGCUGCAAUGAAUCUCAUCCCUCCAUUCAUGAACGCUGGAACUCUAAUACUUGCCCUUGUUCUUUUUCUUUCUUAUUACUCUCUCUUCUUGAGGAGACCCAAAUCAGGAAAAGGCAAGCAGGUCCCAGAAGCAGGGCGAUCCUGGCCUGUUAUAGGUCACCUCUUUUCCCUGGCGGGAACUGAGCUUCCCCACUUGAAAUUUGCAGCCUUGGCAGACAAAUACGGGCCAAUUUUCAUGGUCAGGAUCGGUUUGUUCCCAACUCUGGUGGUCAGCACUUCCGAACUGGCCAAGGAACUCUUCACCACCCACGAUGCAGCCGUAUCGUCGCGCCCCGAUCUCACUGCCUCGACGAUUCUGAGCAACAACCGAGCCGACUUUUCAUUUACCCCGUACGGUGAAUAUUGGCGACAGAUGAGGAAAAUCACAGCCCUGGAGCUGCUCUCCAGUCGCAGGAUCGAGCUGCUGAAACAUGUCAGGACUUCUGAAGUGGAAGGGACCAUGAAGAGUCUCUACAAGCUGUGGGAGAAGAGCAACAACAGAAGUGAAGGCGGGAAGGACAGAGUCCGUGUUCAGAUGAACAAGGUGUUUGGGGAUAUGAAUUUGAAUAUUAUGCUCCGGAUGGUUGUAGGGAAGAGGUACCUUGGCAUGCAUGCUGCAGAGGACGACGAGCAGCGAGAGGCUGAGAGAUGCAAGAAGCUAAUGAGAGACUUCUUUCGUUAUGCAGGGCAGCUUGUUGUGAGAGAUUUGUUUCCAUUUCUUGGGUUUCUGGACAUAGGAGGACAUGAGAAGAUCAUAAAGAAACUCCAUGUAGAAUUGGACAAAAUUGCUGAAGAAUGGAUCGAGGAACAUCGUAGCAAGAGGAGAACCACUUCCUGUGCUGAUGAUGAACAAAAAGACUUCAUAGAUGUGUUGCUCUCUGUCCUGAAAGAUGCAGACCUUGCUGGAUAUGAUCCACAUACAGUUUGCAAAUCCACAAUCAUGGCACUGAUUGCUGGAGGAACUGAUACAACAACCGGGACUAUAAUCUGGGCCCUUUCCAUACUUCUGAACCAUCCAAGUAGCUUGAAAAAGGUGGUAGAAGAACUCGACAUGAUCGUUGGCAAAGAAAGAGUGCUGGAUGAAUCAGACAUUGACAAGCUUCCCUAUUUUCAAGCCAUGAUGAAGGAGGUAAUGAGGUUGUACCCAACGGGUCCCUGUGGAGCCCCCCGGGAAUUCUCCAAGGACUGCAUUGUAGCUGGGUACCAUGUACCAGUCGGGACUCGGCUUUUGGUGAAUAUCCACAAAGUGCAAAGGGAUCCAAAGGUGUGGCCACAGCCAUUGGAGUUCAAGCCGGAGAGGUUUCUUAUGACACGGUACAAGGAUGUUGAUGUGAAGGGGCAGCAUUUCGAGCUCAUCCCAUUUGGUGCUGGAAGAAGAUCAUGCCCUGGAAUCAACUUCGGCAUUCAAAUGACUCACUUGGCUCUCGCAAGAUUCCUGCAAGCGUUUGAUAUCUACAAACCAUCAGAUGCACCAGUCAAUAUGACUGCUGCACCCGGGCUGACUGUCAGCAAAGCCAUCCCACUCGAAGUAUAA
Molecule: messenger RNA, 2835 nt
Organism: Linum tenue
Lineage: Eukaryota; Viridiplantae; Streptophyta; Magnoliopsida; Malpighiales; Linaceae
Source: the annotation of a GenBank genome assembly